AAAAGAAGUGUCUUUCAACUCUGAUUCUCAUCUCAACUAUAUAUAAAAGGCAGGCCAGUGUUACAAACUCUCUCUCUCUCUCUACACAAAAAUUAAGAGAAAACAACAACCAUAGUUAAAUUAGCAAUAUAGUUGUUGUCAUUGUUAGAGCACAAACCAUGGGAUUUCCAGUAGGUUACACAGAACUUCUCUUCCCAAAAUUAGUUCUUCACCUUUUAUCCAUCUUCACUUUCAUACGAAAACUCAUCAACACCAUUUUCCGCUACAUGGGUCUCCCCGAUUUCAUCGAACCCGACAUUAUAUGGCCCGAAAAUUCAACUCGAAUACCCGAAUUCGAAUCCGUUUCAGCUCUUCUUAUCCGUGAAAUCCUUCCAGUUGUAAAAUUCAUGGAGCUGGUGGACCCACCCGAAAGCUGCGCUGUAUGUCUUACUGAGUUCGAGGAAAACGAUGAGAUCAGACGGUUAGCGAAUUGUAGACACAUUUUCCAUCGAGGUUGUUUGGACCGUUGGAUGGGAUAUGAUCAAAGAACGUGUCCUUUGUGUAGAACACCAUUCAUACCUGAUGAGUUGCAAAGUGCUUUCAAUGAGAGAUUAUGGGCUGCUUCUGGGAUCCCUGAAUUUCAUUCUGCUGAGGAUGUUCUUUCUUUGUAGCUCUAGCCUCUAAGGACAUGUUUGGUUGGAUUUUCUUCUUUUUAUGUUUUUCUUUCUUUUUUGUGUGUAUUUGUUGUACAUAGAAAAAUCAGAUUUUAGAUGUAUAUUGAUUUUAUUUUUUAUAUAGAUAGAUGAGUUCUGUUCAGUAGAAUAGAUUCUGGAUCUGGGUCUUCUUUUUUAGAGUUUGAAUUAUUUUUCUCUUUCAUAAAUGAAAAAUUUGGAUUACCUCAUACAAGGUCAUUCACAAUUACUUACCACUUUUAGGAUUUACAAUUGUGUCAACCGCGAUUGGUUUUUAGAAUUUUAAUUUAACUUUGCUA
Medicago truncatula (barrel medic) is the source of this 970-nucleotide messenger RNA. RefSeq names its product brassinosteroid-responsive RING protein 1. The transcript has 2 exons. Bases 159 to 650 code for a protein of 163 amino acids. The record is from RefSeq and is a predicted model, not a curated record. Gene Ontology annotation, biological process: protein ubiquitination. NCBI's taxonomy places the organism in Eukaryota, Viridiplantae, Streptophyta, Magnoliopsida, Fabales, Fabaceae. Gene Ontology annotation, molecular function: ubiquitin protein ligase activity; zinc ion binding.